AUGGCGCUUCAGGAGCUCAGUGUUCUUCCUCCAAAAGUGAGGAAGAUCCUAUUCGUAAAGCUUUGGAAUGAUUUCACUCUCUUCUUCUUCACUCUCACCCUCCUCAUCUUCGUCAUUUUCUUCUCCACCUCCAACACCUCUCUCUCUGUCGUCACUACUAAGAUUCUUGCUUCUCGUCUUCAUUCCGACUCAUUUUCUUCUUUCAAUCAUUCUCACAGAACUAGCAGUACGGUUUUAGCACCCAUAAACUUCCCAAGAAAAUCUUGGAUUUAUGCUGCUAUUGAAGAGGACACUUCUUCGUCUUGUGAUAUUUUUGAUGGUGAAUGGAUAGAGGACAAUGAUCUUCAACCGCUUUAUAAAUUGGGUUCUUGUCCAUUUGUUGAUAAUGCUUUCAACUGUUUCAAGAAUGGACGUCAUGAUACAGAUUAUCUCAUGCUUAGAUGGAAGCCACAUGGUCGUGACAUCCCAAGGUUUGAUGGAUUGAAAAUGCUGAAGAUACUAAGGGGGAAAAGACUGGUUUUUGUGGGAGAUUCAUUGAACAACCACAUGUGGGAAUCUCUGGUUUGUGCCUUGAGAAACUCACUCAAUGACAAGAACAAAGUGAACGAAGUUUCUGGACUCCGUGAGUUUGCAAGUCAAGGAUUUUAUCCCUUCAAAUUUAAGGAUUUCAAAUGCUCAAUUGACUUCAUAAAAUCUCCAUUCUUAGUUCAAGAAUGGAAGUUCUCGGAUAAAGCUGGAGCACGCCGUGAAACUCUACGGCUGGAUACAAUCCAUGGCUCUCUUACUAAAUACCAUGAUGCUGACAUUAUCAUCUUCAACACUGGUCAUCGAUGGACUCACCAGAAAACUCACAAACUGAAUAAAUACUUUCAAGAAGGGAAUCAUGUGUACGACAAAUUGGAAGUGGCAGAUGCAUAUACCAAGGCAUUGAAGACAUGGGCACAUUGUGUUGAUACUACUAUCAACAGCAGCAGAACUAGGGUGUUUUUUAGGGGAUACUCAGCUUCUCAUUUCAAAGGUGGUCAAUGGAACAAAGGAGGAAACUGUGAUGGAGAGACAAAACCAAACGAGGCUCAAUUGGGUACAGAUUCAUGGAUGAUGAGAGUUCUUGAAUCAGUAAUAUCAGAAAUGAAAGCACCAGUUAUUUAUCUCAACAUUACGAAGAUGACAGACUAUAGAAAAGAAGGGCACCCUUCAAUAUUCAGAGAAGCAAAAUCAAAGAGGAAGCCUGGGAUGUUCCAAGACUGCAGCCAUUGGUGCCUCCCUGGUGUACCAGAUUUUUGGAAUCAGCUACUUUAUGCAACUUUGCUUGAAUCACAAUAAAAGCUUUCCCAUCCCAAAUAAGACAUCACUCUCUCUGGCCUUUCCCUGAGGUCUUGUAAUGUGUAACUAUGAUCAAAUGCACAUUUGAAAAAAAAAAAAAAAAAGAAUCUUGCACAAUUACUUAUCCAAAAAUUUCUUUAAAAAGUCGGAAAAGAUAUUUGCCUACACAUUUGAGCAUAAUGUGUUCUAAUUCCAAAAUUGUUUCAAAGUUUGUGAUAUGGUUGAGAUUAAAGAGUUUUAGAAGGAGUAUUGUGAGCUCAUCGUCUUCAUACUAGAGAUACUAUUGAAGUGCUGAUAACGAUGCUAACAAGGGAAGUUUGUAAUGCCUCUUUAAGGUUUCCUGGACAAACAAUGGUUGCAAAUUGAAAAUGGGACAAUUUUAUUGACGGUCACUAUAUAUGUCUUUUUUAUUUUUAUUAUUUUUCUAUAUUCUACUUAUAUAUUACUUACUACAUAGAAGCAUGAAGUGUUAAGACGACCACAACAUAAAUAAAUCUAAACAGAAUAUAAAAUUGAUUGAAGAAAAUAAUUAAAUUUUUAUCACCACGCGAAGCGCGACCAAUUUUCCUACUUUUAGUAGUAAGAGCUUAGCAGAAAUUGCUAAACAUGGAGACAUACGUUGAUGAGUUCAUGAAUUUGACCUCUAGUUUUGAGAACAUUAUAUUUGUAACAGCUAGUAAAAGUAAUCGAGGUGUGUUGCAAGCUGACUUGUAUGCCACUUGUACAUACAAAAAAGACAGCCUGAUCCACUAACGCUCCCGAUAUGGUCCAAAAAAAAUCGAACCACAAGGAUUUAUGGUAAGGCUGCGUACGAGUCGCCCCGAUCACUUCACAGGUUUAUGGUAAAGCAUGCCACUUGUACAUACAAAAAAGGCAGCCUACUCCAGCUCCCGAUAUGCGCAAGGUCCGAAAAAAAUCGAACCACAAGGAUUUAUGGUAAGGCUGCAUACGAGUGGUCAGGCUGCAUACGAGUC
Molecule: messenger RNA, 2297 nt
Organism: Capsicum annuum
Lineage: Eukaryota; Viridiplantae; Streptophyta; Magnoliopsida; Solanales; Solanaceae
Product: protein trichome birefringence-like 4
Cellular component (GO): Golgi apparatus
Molecular function (GO): O-acetyltransferase activity
Source: RefSeq, a predicted model, not a curated record